AUGAGAGGAGGUAGUUUGAAACGUUUCAAAGCAAGUGGGGGUCCGAAUCAAACGGGAGUUGGUAUUUUUCGUUGGAGUGCGCCACCCCCGUUCUACGAACCAGGUGUACCAGGCGACAUUCCACCACAAGUACGAAGUGGUAUGAGACAAGAUUUUUUAAAGGUAGUGAAGAAAGAAUUUAAAAGUGGAUUGAAGAAGCGAUCCUUGUCAGAAGUGGGACGCGGAGCGAAGAGGGGUGCUUCUAUAGCACUCAAGAACGAAGUGAACCGAAAAAUCAGGAGAAAGUUGAACGAUAUCGUAUCUUUGGAGCCUAAAAAAUGA
Pocillopora meandrina is the source of this 321-nucleotide messenger RNA. NCBI's taxonomy places the organism in Eukaryota, Metazoa, Cnidaria, Anthozoa, Scleractinia, Pocilloporidae. The record is from the annotation of a GenBank genome assembly.